AUAUCAAGCUUCAAUCAUUAUCAAACUCAUCCAAGAUGAAGGUUUCUAUUCUCCUCUCGGCCUUGAUGGUCACCGGCUUCGUCGGCGCUGCUCCUAUUGCGCCUGAGUCCAACGGCAUUGAGAAGCCUGGCCCACCCCAGCCUCACCACCAGGGACAUCCUCAGGGAGAUCACCCCAAGCGUGAGGUCGCUGCUGCGGAUGAUUCCGAGCACAAGAAGCAUGACGAUCACCCUCACCAGGGCCAUGGCGAUCAUCCCAAGCGCGAGGAGUCCACCAUGUCCGAGCAUGGCAAGCCUCAUCACGGCGACAAGCCCCACGAUGGAAAGCCGCAUGGCGAUCAUCCCAAGCGCGAAGAAUCCACCAUGUCCGAGCAUGGCAAGCCUCCUCACGGCGACAAGCCCCAUGAAGGAAAGCCCCAUGGCGAUCAUCCCAAGCGCGAGGAAUCUACUACUGAGCACGGCAAGCCUCCCCACGACGGAAAGCCGCACGGCGAGAAGCCCAAGGGCGACCACCCCAAGCGUGAGGAAGACUCGGCUUCGGCCCCUCCUCCUCACAAGGAGCAGCCUCACCCGGAGCCAAAGGGAAAGGGACACCCCAAGCGCGAGGAAUCUACCACUGAGCACGGCAAGCCUUCUCACGAUGAUAAGCCCCACGGUGACAAGCCUCACGGUGAUAAGCCCAAGGGCGACCACCCCAAGCGCGAGGAAGACUCGGCUUCGGCCCCUCCUCCCCCUCCUCACAAGGAGCAGCCACACCCGGAGCCAAAGGGAAAGGGACACCCUAAGCGCGAGGAAUCUACUACCGAGCACGGCAAGCCUGCUCACGAUGAUAAGCCGCACGGUGACAAGCCCCACGGCGAUAAGCCCAAGGGCGACCACCCCAAGCGUGAGGAGUCCACUGAGACGGAGGCUUCGCGCCCUCCUCACCACGGAGAGAAGCCCCAGAAGGGUCACGAUGGUCACCCCAAGGUUUAA
Molecule: messenger RNA, 974 nt
Organism: Penicillium pulvis
Lineage: Eukaryota; Fungi; Ascomycota; Eurotiomycetes; Eurotiales; Aspergillaceae
Exons: 2
Coding region: 36-974 (312 amino acids)
Source: RefSeq, a predicted model, not a curated record